Molecule: messenger RNA, 561 nt
Organism: Laetiporus sulphureus 93-53
Lineage: Eukaryota; Fungi; Basidiomycota; Agaricomycetes; Polyporales; Laetiporaceae
Exons: 2
Coding region: 1-561 (186 amino acids)
Source: RefSeq, a predicted model, not a curated record
AUGCACAAUGAAUUCGUGAAAGCGCUGCAUAAGCUCAAGAGACUAUUUAACCCAGAGUUAGAUGAGCGAGACCCUGAGGCAGAAGGAGAGGAUCUGCCAGUGGCCCAAGGAUUGUCUGAGCAGACUGCACAACUGCAAGCCUCAGAAAGUCAGGACGUUGCUGAGGAGCGACAUCCCAAACAAGAGGAUGUUCAAACUGCCCAAGGAAUGGCCGACGCAGAAACUUUCUGGGAUGAGCAUGUGAUGGAGGACAUUCCUGUGAUUAAUGAACUGUCCACGCAGCCUGCAGAACAGCAAGUGAUGGAAGACAAUGGGCAAAUGACUGAACAACCAUCUGAGCAGACGCCAGCAGCGCCAGUCAGUCAAAUUCAUCAGCAGUGCAUGAGUCCACCACCCGAAGACAACUUCCAUCAAAUGGGCAGCUCUUCGGAGGAGGAGCUGAUCAAAGAGAAAGGCAAGAAACACAAAAGGCCAUCGUCUGUUGACUUCACUGCUCCCCCAGCCAAAAAGAGUCUUCUGCCCAUGAAUAGGAAUCUGGAAGCGAUGGUGAAGGAGGACUGA